Messenger RNA from Merops nubicus (carmine bee-eater), 1821 nucleotides. RefSeq names its product oxidation resistance protein 1-like. The transcript is spliced from 9 exons. The annotation marks the transcript as partial. The record is from RefSeq and is a predicted model, not a curated record. NCBI's taxonomy places the organism in Eukaryota, Metazoa, Chordata, Aves, Coraciiformes, Meropidae.
AUGCCCUCACAGGGGGAAGGAGUGAGGCUCGGUGCUGGCGGAAAGGAUGCUGGCCAGAAGAAGACCGCAGACAAGAAAGAUGGGCGGCGAAUGUCUUUUCAAAAACCUAGAGGGACUAUUGAAUAUUCUGUGGAAUCAAGAGAUACUUUAAACAGUAUUGCCUUGAAAUUUGAUACUACACCAAAUGAACUGGUUCAGUUAAAUAAACUUUUCUCCAGAGCAGUCGUUCCUGGACAGAUUUUGUAUGUUCCUGACCCAGACUACAUUUCUAGUGUGGACAGCUCCCCCUCUCUAAGUCCUAUAAGUCCCCUAUCACCUACAUCUUCCGAAGCAGAGCUUGACAAGGCUACAGUAAAUGAUCCAGAUGGAAUCCAGCGGAAGGAGUCGGCUGCUUCCCCAGCACAUGCAUGUGUUCGUCCUACAAGGGUGGUAUCAUCCACCUCUGAAGAGGAAGAAGCAUUUACAGAGAAGUUUCUGAAAAUUAAUUGCAAGUACAUCACUAAUGGCAAGGGUACGGUCAAUGGUGUGCUGCUAGUGACGCCAAAUAAUAUAAUGUUUGAUCCUCAUAAAAUGGAUCCUCUGGUCCAAGAGAACGGCUGUGAAGAGUAUGGCAUCAUGUGUCCAAUGGAAGAAGUGAUGUCAGCUGCUCUGUAUAAGGAAAUUGUGGACAGCAAAAUUAAGGAUUCAUUAACCAUAGACGUGGAACAGCUCUCUGUAAGGGAACCUUGCCAUUCCAAGAGAGCUACGAAGAGCAAUACAGAUGAAACGGAUUCCAGGAUGCGAGACACAGGCAAUGACAGUGCCAGUACUGCCCCGAGGAGCACAGAGGAGUCUCUUUCAGAAGACGUUUUCACAGAGUCAGAACUCUCUCCAAUACGUGAGGAACUUGUUUCUUCAGAUGAGCUUCGACAAGACAAAUCUUCUGGAGCAUCAUCAGAAUCUGUCCAGACAAUAAACCAGACAAGCGCUGAAUGUUUAACAAUCAUUUCAAACUCAAAUGAAGCUGCCAGUGACUUAAAACGCAGUGCUGAAAUGGUUGCAAAUGUUAAACAGUUUGGUACCCACAGUUUAGGUUCGGAAGGUGAUGAAACAUCUAUAAAGGGGGAAAAAGAACCUAGUGAAAAUACUGCAGGUGUCCUCCAGCAGUCUUUGCAAAGAUCACAUGGUAGUGAAGAGCAUGACAAAGAGGCAGAAGUGGACAAUGAUCAAGAUGCUUCACUGGGAAAUGAACCACAAGGAGAGAGUAAGAUGGGAGAGGAAUGUCCACAUCCUGAAGAUAGCACAGAAUCUCAAAAGAAAGAGACAGCUAGCAAAGGAAGAGUAGUGAGAGAGCGAACGCAAGACUCAGAGACAGAAGUUGAGGAACUCCGCAAACUCUGGAAGACCCACACUAUGCAACAAACCAGACAGCAAAGAGAAAACAUGCACCAGGAUUCACACAAAGAAAUUAGUCAGAAAAUUGUGAAUGUGGGAGAUGGGCAAUUAGAAGGUUCUUCUCUUAUGAAAGAAAAACGACGACAUCGGUCUAACAAGUUUCUGCGUCUCAGGGUUGGAAAACCCAUGAGAAAAACAUUUGUUUCACAAGCAAGUGCAUCAAUGCAACAGUAUGCACAGAGGGAUAAAAACCAUGAGUACUGGUUUGCUGUUCCACAAGAAAGGACAGACCACUUGUAUGUGUUCUUUAUCCAGUGGAGUCCAGAGAUGUAUGCAGAAGAUACUGGAGAAUCUCUUCGGGAGCCUGGAUUUAUAGUGGUUAAAAAGAAGGAAGAGCCUGAAGCUAGUGAGGAAUCUACUACUGAAGAUGCUGCUAAAGAGUGGGAG